This is a messenger RNA of Tripterygium wilfordii, 5675 nucleotides long. RefSeq names its product ferredoxin-dependent glutamate synthase, chloroplastic. The record is from RefSeq and is a predicted model, not a curated record. Gene Ontology annotation, molecular function: glutamate synthase (NADH) activity. The coding region runs from base 145 to 5031 and encodes 1628 amino acids. Lineage: Eukaryota; Viridiplantae; Streptophyta; Magnoliopsida; Celastrales; Celastraceae. The transcript has 33 exons. Gene Ontology annotation, biological process: ammonia assimilation cycle.
AACGAGAGAGAAGUAGACGCCCCAGAGUAAGGCGGGUGGCUCCGGUCCUCUCUUCUCUUUAUCUCCAUUAUAUCCACACUUCCUCAUCCCCUUAGCUCUCCACACGAUCGCUCGCUCUCUCUCUCUCUCCUUGAUUUCUCUCUCAUGGCUUUGCAAUCACUGUCCUCUGUUCCUCAGCUUCUCAAUGGCGCCUCCGCAUCUGCUAACAGACCGAGCUCGGUUCUUGCAUCUCGUAAGGACGCGUUGUCUGUUGAUUUCGCCGGACUGUAUUGUAAAUCGAAGCGGACGAGGAGGAGAAUCGGUGUUUCUUCGAUUACACGACGGAGCUUCUCGCAGUUUGCGGUGAGGAAACGGAAGGACUCGUUGUCAGUCAACGCGGUUCUUGAUCUUGAGCGCAUCAGUAAUGGUGCCGCUACUCAAUCCGAUUUGAAGCCUCAGGUUGCAAACUUGGAAGAUAUAAUAUCAGAAAGAGGAGCAUGUGGAGUUGGAUUCAUAGCUAAUUUGGAAAACAAAGCAUCACAUAAGAUUGUUGAGGACGCUCUUACUGCUCUUGGCUGCAUGGAACAUCGUGGGGGCUGUGGAGCAGAUAAUGAUUCCGGUGAUGGUUCAGGAGUCAUGACUUCAAUUCCGUGGGAACUGUUUGAUAGUUGGGCUGAAAAGCAAGGGAUUGCUUCCUUUGAUAAUCUGCAUACAGGUGUUGGAAUGGUUUUUCUUCCUAGGGAAGAAGAUCUCAUGAUUGAAGCCAAAAAAGUUGUUGUAAAUACUUUUAGCCAAGAGGGGCUAGAGGUGCUAGGAUGGAGGCCUGUCCCUGUAAAUACUUCAAUAGUUGGUUACUAUGCAAAAGAAACCAUGCCCAACAUACAACAAGUAUUUGUUAGAGUAAUUAAAGAAGAGAAUGCUGAUGACAUUGAACGAGAAUUGUACAUCUGCCGAAAAUUGAUUGAAAGGGCAGCAAACUCAGAAAGUUGGGGAAAUGAGCUUUAUUUCUGUUCCUUGUCCAGUCAAACAAUUGUUUAUAAAGGAAUGCUUCGCUCAGAAGUUCUUGGGCUCUUUUAUACGGACCUUCAAAGCGAUCUCUAUAAAUCCCCUUUUGCCAUUUACCAUCGGAGGUAUAGCACAAAUACUAGUCCCAGAUGGCCUCUUGCUCAACCGAUGAGAUUUCUUGGUCAUAAUGGAGAAAUCAAUACAAUACAGGGGAACUUGAACUGGAUGCAAUCUCGAGAAACCUCGCUGAAGUCCCCUGUGUGGCGUGGUCGGGAAAAUGAAAUUCGUCCUUAUGGAAAUCCAAAGGCAUCUGACUCUGCAAACCUUGAUAGUGCAGCAGAAUUGUUAAUAAGAAGUGGCCGUACACCUGAGGAGUCUUUGAUGAUUCUUGUCCCAGAAGCAUACAAGAAUCAUCCAACUCUGAUGAUCAAAUAUCCUGAGGCAGUGGAUUUUUAUGAUUAUUACAAGGGUCAGAUGGAAGCUUGGGAUGGACCUGCCUUACUUUUAUUCAGUGAUGGAAAGACAGUUGGUGCUUGUCUUGAUAGAAAUGGACUUCGUCCUGCUAGGUAUUGGCGAACUAUAGACAAUUUUGUCUAUGUUGCAUCUGAGGUUGGUGUGUUACCAAUGGAUGAAUCAAGAGUUACAAUGAAAGGUCGUUUAGGUCCAGGAAUGAUGAUAACUGUUGAUUUGCCUGGUGGUCAGGUUUAUGAGAAUACAGAGGUUAAAAAGCGAGUUGCUUCAUCAAAUCCAUAUGGAAAAUGGAUUAGCGAGAACCUGCGAUCCUUGAAGCCUGUGAACUUCCUCGCAGCACCAACAUUGGAUAAUGAUGCAAGUUUAAGACGGCAACAGGCAUUUGGCUACUCCAGUGAAGAUGUCCAAAUGGUUAUUGAGAAUAUGGCUGCACAAGGGAAGGAGCCUACAUUUUGCAUGGGAGAUGAUAUUCCGUUAGCUAUACUGUCUCAAAAGCCACAUAUGCUAUAUGAUUACUUUAAGCAACGAUUUGCACAGGUUACAAAUCCAGCUAUUGACCCUCUUAGAGAAGGAUUAGUUAUGUCUCUUGAGGUAAAUAUCGGGAAGCGAAGAAACAUAUUGGAGAUUGGACCUGAAAAUGCUUCGCAGACUAUUUUGCCUAGUCCUGUACUGAAUGAAGGCGAGCUUGAGUCCUUGUUGAGGGAUCCCUAUCUUAAGCCACAGGUCUUACCAACCUUUUUUGAUAUACGUAAAGGGAUUGAGGGAUCUUUGGAGAAGAAACUAAAUAAACUUUGUGAAGCUGCUGAUGAAGCUGUUCAAAAUGGCUCCCAACUACUUGUUCUAUCUGAUCGCUCUGAUGAGCUAGAGCCAACUAGGCCUGCCAUUCCAAUACUUCUUGCUGUUGGUGCUGUUCAUCAGCAUCUUAUUCAAAAUGGCUUACGAAUGUCAGCUUCUAUCAUUGUGGAUACGGCUCAGUGCUUUAGCACUCAUCAGUUUGCCUGUUUGAUUGGAUAUGGUGCAAGUGCUGUGUGUCCAUACUUGGCUCUGGAGACAUGCCGGCAGUGGCGUCUGAGCAACAAAACUGUGAAUUUGAUGCGAAAUGGAAAGAUGCCUACUGUAACAAUUGAACAGGCUCAGAAAAACUUUUGUAAGGCUGUUCAAUUUGGCCUUCUCAAAAUCCUUUCCAAGAUGGGCAUCUCGUUGCUUUCAAGUUAUUGUGGAGCACAGAUAUUCGAGAUUUAUGGUCUAGGGAAGGACGUUGUUGAUCUUGCAUUUUGUGGAAGUGUAUCGAGCAUUGGUGGUUUAACUUUCGAUGAGCUGGCGCGGGAGACUCUCUCCUUUUGGGUGAAGGCUUUCUCGGAGGAUACGGCUAAGAGGCUUGAAAAUUUUGGAUUUAUACAAUUCAGACCAGGAGGAGAAUAUCAUGGAAACAACCCUGAGAUGUCGAAAUUGCUCCACAAAGCUGUUCGCCAAAAGAGUGAGAGUGCAUUUUCAAUUUAUCAGCAACAUCUGGCAAACCGUCCCGUGAAUGUUCUUCGUGAUCUUCUUGAGUUUAAGAGUGAUCGUCCUUCAAUUCCCGUGAGAAAAGUUGAACCUGCUUCAGCUAUUGCUGAAAGAUUUUGCACUGGUGGGAUGUCACUUGGAGCAAUAUCAAGAGAGACUCAUGAAGCAAUUGCCAUAGCAAUGAAUAGAUUACGUGGAAAGUCUAAUUCUGGAGAAGGUGGUGAGGAUCCUAUUAGGUGGAGCCCACUUACAGAUGUUGUUGAUGGGUACUCUCCUACACUGCCACAUCUCAAGGGUCUUCAAAAUGGUGAUACUGCUACAAGUGCUAUCAAGCAGGUUGCUUCAGGACGUUUUGGUGUCACCCCAACAUUCUUGGCAAAUGCUGAUCAGUUAGAAAUUAAAAUCGCACAAGGGGCAAAGCCUGGAGAAGGUGGGCAGUUACCUGGGAAAAAAGUUAGUGCUUAUAUUGCAAGGUUGAGAAAUUCGAAACCUGGAGUCCCACUCAUAUCUCCUCCUCCACAUCAUGACAUUUAUUCUAUUGAAGAUCUUGCUCAGUUGAUCUUUGACCUCCAUCAGGUGAACCCUAAAGCUAAGGUGUCUGUAAAGCUUGUGGCGGAAGCUGGAAUUGGCACAGUUGCAUCAGGAGUAUCAAAGGGUAAUGCAGACAUUAUACAGAUUUCAGGGCAUGAUGGUGGAACGGGCGCUAGCCCUGUAAGUUCCAUCAAGCAUGCCGGUGGCCCUUGGGAACUUGGACUUACAGAAACACACCAGACGCUCAUUGAAAAUGGACUCAGAGAGAGGGUCAUUCUUAGAGUUGAUGGUGGCUUCAAAAGUGGAGUUGAUGUAAUGAUGGCUGCUGCAAUGGGUGCUGAUGAGUAUGGAUUUGGUUCUGUUGCUAUGAUUGCCACGGGAUGUGUUAUGGCCCGCAUUUGCCACACAAAUAAUUGUCCAGUUGGGGUUGCUAGUCAAAGAGAGGAGUUACGUGCUCGAUUUCCCGGUGUGCCAGGAGAUCUCGUCAAUUUCUUCUUAUAUGUUGCCGAGGAGGUAAGAGGAAUACUGGCGCAAUUGGGUUAUGAGAAGUUGGACGAUAUAAUUGGACGGUCAGAUUUGUUAAGGCCGAGGGAUAUAUCACUAGUGAAAACUCAACAUCUUGACCUCAGUUAUAUUCUCUCGAAUGUUGGGCUGCCAAAAUGGAGCAGUACUGCAAUUAGGAAUCAAGAUGUUCAUACUAAUGGUCCGGUUCUAGAUGAAGUUUUACUCGCUGAUCCAGAGAUAUCAGAUGCUAUUGAGAAUGAAAAAGUAGCCAAGAAAACCAUGAAGAUAUGCAAUGUGGAUCGUGCUGUUUGUGGUCGCAUAGCAGGUGUAAUUGCAAAGAAAUAUGGCGAUCCGGGUUUUGCUGGGCAACUCAACAUAACAUUCAAUGGGAGUGCUGGCCAGUCAUUUGCCUGUUUUUUGACACCUGGAAUGAACGUUCGCCUUGUAGGAGAGGCUAAUGAUUACAUGGGAAAGGGUAUGGCUGGAGGUGAGGUUGUUGUGACUCCUGUGGAGAACACAGGUUUUUGCCCCGAGGAUGCAACUAUAGUCGGAAAUACUUGUUUGUAUGGGGCAACAGGUGGUCAAAUUUUUGUCAGAGGAAAAGCAGGGGAACGGUUUGCUGUUAGAAACUCGCUUGCUGAAGCAGUAGUUGAAGGCACAGGAGAUCAUUGUUGUGAGUACAUGACAGGUGGUUGUGUGAUUGUGCUCGGAAAAGUGGGCAGAAAUGUUGCAGCGGGUAUGACUGGAGGGCUGGCAUACAUACUUGACGAGGAUGAUACUCUCAUCCCCAAGGUGAAUAAAGAGAUUGUGAAGAUCCAGAGAGUGACUGCUCCUGUGGGUCAGAUGCAGCUAAAGAGCCUUAUUGAAGCCCAUGUUGAAAAAACUGGAAGCAUAAAAGGCUCUACGAUUCUUAAGGAGUGGGACAAAUAUCUACCACUCUUUUGGCAACUGGUUCCACCCAGUGAAGAGGACACCCCGGAGGCUUCUGCAGAGUAUCAGAUAAGCGGCACUGGCCAGGUGACGUUACAGUCCGCAUAGGCAAGUAACUUGAUGGUUCUACAGACGCGAGCAAACCAAGGUUUCUAUCCAAACGAGCUCUGGAGGAUUAGAUGUACAUGGAUUCUUAAUUCGGAUUCCUUUCUUUAGAUGGAGAUCUAAGGCGCUCUAUUAUGCCGAUUGGCUAAAAAUUUUCAUGGUUGGAGGAUUCUCUCUUUGCACAAAGUAAGUUCCUGAUAUAUCUCACAAACACUUAUUCUAUGUCCAGCGUUGCAGCAUUGGCUUAGUGAUUUAUUGCAGAAAAUGUAAAUUCUGUAAAAACCUGGAUUUUCUGAUCUCUAUGAAAGCUUGUGGUGCUCCAUGACACUUGUGCACUGUAAUGACUGGUUUUCUUUGCCAUUGCUUUCUCUUUGCUUAGGGAAAUUCAGUGACAGCAUCUUGUCAGAUACAAAAGUUAGAAUCUCUGUCUCUUUCUUUCUCAGCUCCAUCUGUUCAGGCUAGUUUCAUGCUUUGCCAUGUAUAUACACUCACACUCAUUCCUACCAAGUUGAUUUUUCUCCUGGUGCAUUUAGUAAGAUUAAAAGGAUGUGUGUGAAAAGACAAGACACAGGGAUGACUCAUGUAAACGUCUUAUUGGCCGACCUUGACCCCGAUUAUUUUGUGAUCAUAUCUUCUUCCUUUUUUAA